AUGAAAGCAUUCGUAAAGAAGUUCAUUCAGACAACUAACAUAGACUGUGGGGUGACAAGAGUUGGUUUAGUGUCCUACAGUACGCAAGUUACGAUUGAAUUCCAACUCAAUACCUAUAACACAACGGCAGAGUUGAUUGACGCUGUUGACAAGAUUCCCUGGAGAUAUGGAAGCACCAACACGGCUGAUGCACUGAAAACAAUGCAUGAAGAAAUGUUCUCAAAAGAUAAUGGUGAUAGGCCAGGUGUUCGAAAUGUAUGCAUUAUCAUGACUGAUGGCGUUUCCAAUAUCAAUUAUCAAAGAACAAUUCCUGAGGCAGAGAGAGCCAGACAAAAAGAUAUACAUAUUUAUGCCAUUGGCAUUGCACUUAAAGAUUUUCGUGAAAUAAAUGGUAUUGCUAGCCAACCUGCCAGUUUGAAUGCUUUUGAAGUUGAUUUAUUUGAUGGUCUGGAAGAUUUAGAUUUGAAGAUCUUACCUGAAUUUAACAAAUUAGGUUCUAGUGUCUUGCAUCAAUAA
Saccostrea cuccullata (small rock oyster) is the source of this 516-nucleotide messenger RNA. RefSeq names its product collagen alpha-1(XIV) chain-like. The coding region runs from base 1 to 516 and encodes 171 amino acids. Lineage: Eukaryota; Metazoa; Mollusca; Bivalvia; Ostreida; Ostreidae. The transcript has 2 exons. The record is from RefSeq and is a predicted model, not a curated record.